ACCAACAAAACUAGAAGUAGAGGAAAACAAAAAAGUUACACAUAUAUUCAGCGAAAGUGUGUGUCCAAAUGGAAGAGGGGAAAGGAAGAGUGUGUGUAACUGGAGGUACAGGGUUUAUUGGUUCGUGGAUCAUCAAGAGACUCCUUGAAGAUGGUUACACUGUUAAUACCACCAUUAGAUCUGAUCCUGAGCGGAAGAAAGAUGUUAGCUUCCUCACGAAUCUCCCAGGUGCAUCUCAAAAGCUACACUUUUUCAACGCUGAUCUAAGCAACCCAGAGAGUUUCAGUGCAGCAAUUGAAGGGUGCAUUGGGGUGUUCCACACAGCCACUCCAAUUGAUUUUGAAGCAAACGAACCUGAGGAAGUAGUGACCAAAAGAACCAUUGACGGGGCAUUAGGAAUUUUAAAAGCAUGCUUGAAUUCAAAAACUGUGAAGAGAGUUGUUUACACUUCUAGUGCUUCUACUGUUUAUUGGCAGGACAAAGAAGAGGAUGUAAUGGAUGAGAGUUAUUGGAGUGAUGUGAAUAUUCUUAGAGCCUUGAAGCCAUUUGCUUGGUCUUAUUCGAUUUCUAAGACAUUGGCUGAGAAGGCUGUUCUUGAAUUCGGAGAACAACAUGGGUUGGAUGUUGUGACUCUAAUACCAACUUUUGUUGUCGGACCCUUUAUUUGUCCAAAGCUUCCUGGCUCAGUUUAUAGUUCACUGGCUCUUCUGUUUGGUGAGAAGAAUCCAUUUGGGACACGUAUCCAUAUGGUGCAUGUUGAUGAUGUGGCUCGAGCACAUAUAUUCCUGCUUGAGCAUCCUAAUCCAAAAGGAAGAUAUAAUUGCUCACCAUUCAUUGUAACUAUUGAACAAAUAGCAGAAAUUUUUUCUACCAAACACCCAGAAUUUCAAAUACCAUCGUUAGACGAGCUGAAGAAAAUUAAUGCUCCCAAGCUUCCACACUUGAUCUCGAACAAACUUAUGGAUGCUGGAUUCAAGUUCAAGUAUAGCCUUGAGGAAAUGUUUGAGGAUGCAAUUCAAUGCUGUAAGGAAAAGGGUUAUCUAUGAAGAAUGAUGUUAACAGGAAGAUUAUAGCGAUUAUAGUAAAUAAUAUCCUGCAUGAUGCAAGCCGAAGUAUUUAUUUGUAAUAAACACUUAGGUGUAUUCCUGCAAAUAUUGGCAAAAUAAUUCAAUCAAAUACUUAAUAUAUUUUUCUUUUUCAAAUUGG
Messenger RNA from Abrus precatorius (Indian licorice), 1206 nucleotides. Its product is annotated as vestitone reductase-like. The coding region runs from base 69 to 1046 and encodes 325 amino acids. The transcript has 4 exons. NCBI's taxonomy places the organism in Eukaryota, Viridiplantae, Streptophyta, Magnoliopsida, Fabales, Fabaceae. Gene Ontology annotation, molecular function: oxidoreductase activity, acting on the CH-OH group of donors, NAD or NADP as acceptor. The record is from RefSeq and is a predicted model, not a curated record.